Molecule: messenger RNA, 3362 nt
Organism: Corticium candelabrum
Lineage: Eukaryota; Metazoa; Porifera; Homoscleromorpha; Homosclerophorida; Plakinidae
Product: trichohyalin-like
Exons: 6
Coding region: 54-3221 (1055 amino acids)
Biological process (GO): regulation of canonical NF-kappaB signal transduction
Cellular component (GO): cytoplasm; nucleus
Molecular function (GO): K63-linked polyubiquitin modification-dependent protein binding
Source: RefSeq, a predicted model, not a curated record
CGUCGCUUCAGUACUGACUCAACACGGCGACUCGUGCUUCUCAGCGAAGAACGAUGUCGUCGCUAAAAGGGGAAACAAGCUUUGAAAUUAUUGAGAACGGAUCUAGCGACAACCAACGUCGCUACAUGCAGAUCGACCCUCUUUCCGGCAAUGGCGACUUAGCGAAUGGCUCUGGCGACGCUGUAGACAUGGCUGGGCUUCUUGAGCAAGUGCAGGGACUUAGCACGGAGAACCUGCGUCUGCAAGCAACUCUGAAAGACAACAACUCUCAACUACGCAUGAAAAUGGAAGAACUGAACGGAAUAAAGUCGAAGCAGGAAGAGGCGUUUCAGCGAAUCUUGACACAGCAAGAGAGUAAUAAGGCGAAGAUGCAGGGGAUGACAAGCAGGCAGAAAGAAUUAGAAACGCAGCUGGAAGUCGAAAGGGCAGAGAAAGAGAAGCUAGCGAGACAACGUGAUGAAUACUCUAACUACAGCAAAUUUGUACACGAGUUGCAAGAACAACUUCAGCAUGCCUCAAAGGAGCAGGAAGAUCUUCGUCGUGAAAAUGCUCGUCUUACAGAGUCUUUAGAGAGACAGAGUGAAACACAACGGAAACUAGAAAACGAUUGUCAGGAAAUGAAUGAGCAGCUGUGCGAGCUUGAAGUGGCCAAUCAGGAGAUGGAUGAACAUGUCAGAGGCCUGGAACUACAGAAAGCAGUGCUCGAGCAGCGGCAGCAGCAGCAAAUGCUACAGUUACAAGAAGGGGAUGUAAAUGUUUCACUGCUUCAACAGAAAGAAGAACUUCUGUCUCAAGUACAGGUUUUUACAAGCGCAAAUCAAGAGCUAAGGCAAAAGGUAACACAAUUAGAACAAAAUGUUGAAGAAUUGAAACAAGAACUAGAUCGGAAAGAGAUUGAAACGUCUGAUCGUCAGCGCAGAGGAUUACUUACUUUAGGAUCAAACUAUGAGAUAGUAAAUUUUGGAGCUGAUACAGAUGAGCCUCUUCAACAAAAUUCUGAAAGCUCGAAUGAUGAAAAUCGUUCUGAAAUUCAGCGUUUACAAGAAGAAAAUAAUCGGCUGACUCAGGAGUUGAAGCAAGUACUACAUUUCCAACAAGACAAAGAUUGCCUUACUCAGCAACUGGAAUCAGAUCGAGAGCAACUUCAAAUGGAAAUAAAUAGGCUUCAGCAAGAGGUGGAUGAAGCUCAUGAAGCUGGCAGUUCAGCAGCUCUCUGGAAACAGCAUUGUGAUGAAGUCAUUAAGCAAGCAGAUCAAUUUAGAUUACAGCAAACCAUGAAGGACCGUGUAUUUCAGAAGGAACUAAACGAUUUGGACAAUGAAAAGAAAGAUGUUGAAAGACAACUUGAAAAAGCUCAUGCACAGCUUGAUGACUUAAAGAAUGCUGCAUCGGGGGAGAGAACAGAAGAUAUUUAUACAAGGAUCCAACAGUUAGAAACUGAAAACAAGGAUCUACAAUUGCAGUUAAGGUUUCAACAGUUGGAUGUUGGUGAGGGUAAAGAUGAAUCAGGAUUUGAGCAAGAUGCAUCUAAAUUGAGAGAAGAGAUAAGUAGCUUGAAAGAUAGGCUGGAACAGCAAGAUCUUGAGCUAAAGGAGGUGUUAAGCCAAGAUGAGCAACGUGCUCAUGAGUAUCAAAAGGAAAAGGAAACAUAUAAGCAGUGCAUAGCAGAGCUGGAGAGACGUUUAGCUGAUGCAAACUGUGACCUGAAAAAGGUAUUGGAUGAAGCUGACGAAGUUCGAACUGAGGCACUAGCAAAACAAGAAUAUGAGCUAAAUAUGCAAUUCCAAGAACAGAGGUUGGAAUUACAGAAUGAAUGGGAAGAAACUAAAGAAAUGCUUCGCAAAGCAGUCAAGGACAAGAGGGUUAUGCAGGAAAUGUAUGAGCAGCAAUCAAAGCCACGACCUGUUCCUGUUCCAAGGGCUCGUCCAGAAAUUGUAAAGCAGUUGCAAGAGAAGACUGAAGCUCUGAAUGAGGAGAUUUCAAUUUUGAAAGAAAAGAACUCAGUCUUGCAACGAGAAAAACACGAAAUAAUGCAACAAAUGGAUCAUUUAACACAGCAAAUGGGGGGUUUGCGUAGACGUGUGAAUAAUGAACUAGAUGAGAGAAAUGAGCAAGCUGGCAUAAUUAAGUUACUUGAACAGGAACGAUCAAGCCAGGCCAGAGAGAACGAGCAAUUGAAGCAGCAGUUUGUCACUCUUUCUGAUUAUUCUCGUGCUCUACAAGAGAAGCUAGAUGAUGCUCUUCGAAAGCGAGAUUUGGAGCUAGAGAAGAGUGAAGAAUUGGAUCACCGCAUAACAGAAGCACGGCAACAGAUCAACAUAGAACGACAGACAUCUUCAGCUGAAGUAAGUCAUCUGCAACAGCAAAUACAGAUGCGCGAUGCUGAGUUUCGUCAGCUGCAAGAGUACAGCCAGCAGCAGCAGCAACAACAACAGCAACAGCAGCAACAACAGCAGCAACAGCAGCAACAGCAGCAACAACAACAGCGCUCUUUCCAAGAUGCAUAUGAUAAAUUGAGGGCGGAACGUGAUGCUGCUCUACGUGACAAGCAGCAAGGCAGUAGACGGUACGAGGAAUUGUCGAAUCAAUGUGAGAUGCUUCGAAAGCAAAAAGAACAAGUGGAACACCAGCGUAGGAUCAUACAAAACAGCCUCGAUCAGAUAACAGCUCAAUUGAUUUCUGACGAAGAAUUGAUUGGAAAUAAGGAUGAUGCCAUUAAACUAAUGGAACAGGAAAAGAAAGAUAUGGAAGCAGAAAUACACGAUCUGCAGAAGAAAGCAAGGAGAAUUCCUCUUCUUGAGCAGCAGAGUGAAAUAUGGAAAGGAGAUUUUGAAGCCGAACGCGAAGCAAGGGAAAAGGUAGUAAAAGACAAAGAAAUGAUAUUUCAAGAUGCUGCUGAUCUUCGAGAUGAGAAUCGACGUCUCGUAGAUGAAAUUGAAUCAUUGAGAGGUGACCGUCUGCGUGAGCUGCAUCGUCGCAGGGCUGAUACAGGGUAUCAGCAACACAAUAAUGGGGUUCCGUCAAAUUUUCACCGUGACAGAAGCAAUGUGGAAUAUGCUGUUCCAAAUGCUAUGGCUGCCCCUCAUGCUGAUAGGAAUGAGUUUCAGCAACAGCCAGAAUCAUUGCAAGGUGGGACAACACAAGUGGUAUGUCCUCUCUGUCAACUUGAAUUUCCCGAUAUGGAUACAUUCAACAUUCAUGCAAAUGACUGUAUUCAGUAGGUGAUAUUAUGUUAGCCAUGCUUAGAAUUUAUUCGCGUACGUUCCACUGCUCUGCAUGUAAGUGAUGGAACAAUCACCAGCAUAGUUUUCUGGUGACGCAGCUAGGUUUGCAGUUAGUAUUAUACCCAUAUGACAUGUUUA